Molecule: messenger RNA, 846 nt
Organism: Pieris napi
Lineage: Eukaryota; Metazoa; Arthropoda; Insecta; Lepidoptera; Pieridae
Exons: 4
Coding region: 394-819 (141 amino acids)
Source: RefSeq, a predicted model, not a curated record
CUAUAUAGUAGUAUUAGGAGCAUUACAAUAAAUUGGAGACGAGCUCCGAUUUAAAUUCAAAUCAACUGGGGUGAUACGUUAAUAUCUAUAGAUAGUUAUUUGUUUUCUUUGAUGUAUAUUUACUAGAAUAUAUUAUAACCUUGUGGCUUGUGAUAGAUAGACAUUCACCUGUGAAUAGCCGUUACCAUCACUAUUCACUUUCAUUCCAUUAAAAUUCGUUUAGCGUCAGUCAUCAGUGGGUCACGCCUGUCGCAGUGAUUUUGUCUCAAGCCCUAUUAGCAAAAAAAUAUUUAAAAAAUGUACAUACUGUUUUAAAUAUUCUUAUAAUUUACAUUUUUAUUUUUCGUCAAAGAGUAUAUUAGUACUACUUACUAGUUUAUUUUAAAGGAAAAAAUGUCUUGUAAUAGCAAAUCCCAAGGUGACGUAAUCAUUUUUGAUAAUAGUCAAAAUGUGGAGGAAUUGUACACAUACAUGAAUGUUGAUAAAUUACUUUCGACAGCAGAACGUCAUAACUGCAAAUUUUGGAAAUGUCGCACUGUUGGAAUUUUAAAAAGCGUCAAUGGUCAUUUUUAUUUAAACGAUAUAUAUGAAGAGUCAAAUCUACAGGCACCAAAACUCCUAGUAUCAAUGUUGUAUCAAGAUGACAUACCAAAUAGUAUAUUACCGAUGACUGUUCAGCUUUUUGGUAUAAUGCAGUGGAUAGAAAAACCAGUUUUAUUCGUUGAAAUAAUACAUAUAAUAAAUCCAAGAACGGCUGUUAACAUACAAAAUUCACUUAGUUCUAUAAUAAAUGAUCAUACAAACAACAAACCUCUUUGAACAAAUAAAUGUGAAGAAUAAACUUUA